AUGUUGUCUCUAUCCUCUUCCAUUCCUGUAGUAGGGACUCACGAGCACCCUAGUGAGGGGAUAUUUAAGUCCCAGCUUCCUUCGAAGCGUCACGGCUCAUCUCUGCCUCCGCCAGCGGGCGAGGAAGAUGGAAAAUCCGAUGAAACUGUAUACUCGCCGAUCCUUCAUUGUAUGUUAGCCGGAGGUAUUGGAGGGGCCAUAGGAGACUCUGCAAUGCACUCAUUGGACACCGUUAAGACCAGGCAGCAGGGUGCGCCAACUGUUCAGAAAUACAAAAACAUGAUUGGUGCUUAUAGAACUAUCUUUGUUGAGGAAGGGUUGCCCAAGGGUUUAUAUGGAGGAUACUCUGGUGCAAUGCUCGGAUCUUUCCCCAGCGCAGCUAUCUUCUUCGCGACGUAUGAGUUUACCAAGAGGAAAAUGAUCGGGGAAUGGGAGAUUAACGAGACGUUUUCGCACUUGACUGCUGGGUUCCUUGGUGAUUUCGUUAGCAGUUUCGUUUACGUUCCGAGCGAAGUGUUAAAGACUCGUUUGCAGUUACAAGGCCGCUUCAACAACCCGCACUUCCACAGUGGCUACAAUUAUAAGAACCUCUCAGAUGCAAUUAAAACUAUCAUAAGGCAAGAAGGUUGGGCUACUCUUUUUUUUGGAUACAAGGCAACUUUGAGCCGUGAUCUACCGUUUUCGGGCCUUCAAUUUGCAUUCUACGAGAAGUUCAGACAAAUUGCAUAUUCUGUUGAGCAAAAAACACUCGACCAGGAUCUUUCGCUCACUAAUGAAAUUUUUACCGGUGCCGCAGCGGGCGGUUUGGCUGGUAUAAUAACCACCCCUCUGGAUGUUGUGAAAACUAGAAUUCAAACCCAAUUACCAGAUAUCCCAGAGAACGCUUCACAAAAGCAACUGAAAAGACAAAAGACGCUAACAAACUCCAUAUCUAGAGGGCUUGUCACUGUCUUCAAAACUGAAGGUGUCGCAGGUCUUUUCAGCGGAGUCGGUCCGCGGUUCAUAUGGACAAGUGUACAGAGCAGUAUCAUGCUUCUACUGUAUCAGAUUGCAUUGAAAACACUAGACAGUAAAAUGUCCACCGAUGACUGUCUGGAGUAA
Molecule: messenger RNA, 1101 nt
Organism: Kluyveromyces marxianus DMKU3-1042
Lineage: Eukaryota; Fungi; Ascomycota; Saccharomycetes; Saccharomycetales; Saccharomycetaceae
Gene: MME1
Product: Mme1p
Exons: 1
Coding region: 1-1101 (366 amino acids)
Biological process (GO): magnesium ion export from mitochondrion
Molecular function (GO): magnesium ion transmembrane transporter activity
Source: RefSeq, a predicted model, not a curated record